AUGUACAUCACUCUCUACUACAUAGUCACUCGCCUCCCUGACUCCCUUCGCGUAGUCAAGGACCACUUCCUCUCAGUCUGUCCCACCACUCUCACUGUUGACCUCCUCGAGAAGUCCCUCCUAGCGGCCGAGAAGAGCAUAGUCGCUGUAGGGGCCUCUCAUGGUGACCCGCGCACCCCCAUCUUUGAGGGGUGUUCCCCCUCCCCCCUUCUGCCCUCUGUUGCCUCUGCUGCUGCGGCCGACCUCCUUGGUCUUGAGUCGGUCGGUGCGGCGUCUGCCCUUAGCGGGAGACGCCGCUCUGGCAGGGGCAAGGGGGGCAGGGGCACUGGAGGAGCGAGCGGGGGCGGUGGAGGUGGAGGUGGAGGCGGCAGGGGGAGUGGGGAUGGCGGUGGGAGUGGAGGUGGAGGUGGAGGUGUCGGUGGCGGCAGUGGAGGCGGAGGCGGCGGAGGCGGUGGCGGUGGGAGCGGAGGUGGUGGAGGUGGUGGCGGUGGAGGAGGCGGUGGAGGCGGCGGUAGUAGCGGAGGCGGCGGAGGCGGCGGAGGUGGCGGGGGUGGCGUUGGAGCUGGUCGCGGGUCUACCCAGAGGAGUGGCUCCGGUGGUGGUCCGCGCCAGCAGCAGCAGCGCGGUCGUGAGACCUUGUCCCCUAAGCAGCUCCGUGAGUGGUACACUGCACGCCAGCGAGGUGGGGGCUUUGGUCCGUGCACCUACGUCCUGCGCACCGGCGACCGUGCGGGUGAGCAUUGUGGGGGUGCGCACCCCACCCUGCGCUGCUUUGGCCGCCUUACGGACGCGUGGCGUCACCAGUUCCCGGAGGCCACAGAGAUCCCUCGCUGGGGCGAGCUGUCUAGGGCGGGAGUUGCCAUCUAUGAUCUUGAUUUUCAUGCUAUCCUUUCUGCCAUGUAUGCUGUGUCUAUUAGUGAUGAGGGUGACUGUUACCGGUGUUUCCCGCCCGACCCGGGCAUUGAGACUGCUGCUCUAGGUGCUGGUGAGGCUGCUGCUCUAGGUGCCACUAAGGCUGCUGCUCUAGGUGCCAGUGCGUCUGCGUCCUCAGGUGCUGGUGAGUCUGCGCUCGCAGGUACCGCGUCGGCUUCGGCCUCCCUCACCUUCAUACUUGACUCAGGGGCUUCUCGCUCCUUCUUUCAAGACCGCACCACACUCACGCCGCUUGGUCGGCCAGUUGCAGUCUCCCUGGCAGACCCCUCUGGGGGUCCUGUCCUUACUCACUUCUCCACUGACCUCCCGUGUCUGGCGGCCCCCUCUGGCACCUUGUCUGGUCUUUCCCUCCCCUCGUUCUCUACGAACUUGGUGUGUCCCAGGUAG
Closterium sp. NIES-65 is the source of this 1320-nucleotide messenger RNA. NCBI's taxonomy places the organism in Eukaryota, Viridiplantae, Streptophyta, Zygnematophyceae, Desmidiales, Closteriaceae. The record is from the annotation of a GenBank genome assembly.